GAAUGUCCUUUUCUAAAGCUCGGAUGCGGUUCUCAGUAGAGUCAGUAGGUAAAGUAUGAAUGUGCGAGGGUGUGGAGGUAGUGAUCUUGUAAAAUUUGUCAGAUUAUACUACACAUUUCAAUUCAACGCUGCCAUUUUCGUUUUGUGGCACGGUUAAAGCGGCGGUCUAAAUGUGUAUUUGCUGAAAUAUCUGGCAUUUAUUUAUUUACCAAGUGUAAAAAAUAAUUGUAGUGCGUUUGUUUUCUUGUUGAACAGCAGAAAGUGGCGAUUACAGUGCUUUUACUACCGGAUAAUUGUUGACUUCAUUGGGUGGAGAGGUGAUGUACACAAGGUAGCGGUGCCGCUGCGCAGCCAUGCCGCUGCCGAAGCGCUGCGUGGAGCCGGUGCACGUGUCGCGCGGCACCGUGCCCGAGCGGCUCGCCGUGCCCUCGGAACUAGAGGCCGUCACCAAUGGAACCCUCGCCAACACGGUCAGGCAGUUGUCAUCUCUGUCUAAACAUGCGGAGGACAUGUUCGGCGAGCUGACGCGCGAGGCGACGAACUUGGCGGAACGGACUAAUGUGCUGCAGGCCAGGAUAGACAGGCUCGCCAUCAAGGUCACACAGCUUGACUCCGGCGUUGAAGAAGUAUCACUUCAAGACAUCCAGAUGCGGAAAGCGUUCCGUUCGUCGCGGACGUUCCAACAACAGCUGUUCUCGCGCAACUCGAUGCCGUCGGCCAUGUUGUCGACGUACGCGCGAUGCGACCGACCGCCGCCAUUGGAGAUGCUCAACGAGUUCAGAGACGACGGCAGGGACGCUAGGAAGUUCUACACCGAUCCCGAUUACUUCUUCGAAUUAUGGAGACGAGAGAUGCUGCAAGAUACCGAACGCAUUCAGCAUGACCGAGGGAAGAAGGUCCGUCAGCCACGCAGCGGCAGCGGUGCGGAAGGGCGCGGUGCGAGACGAGUGCGUCCGCCGCACUCGACCCGCGACCGCUUGAAGGAGGCCGCGGUCACGCGCGGGGAACACAUCAUGGCGCCCAGUCAGCUGCGCCAUUACAACAUCGAGCCGCAGUACAAGCCCGAUCCCGUAUAUCAGACAACAAAUGUGACGGAUGGCAUAUACAGAGCAUCACAGAAUAGACCACCAUCCAUACAGCCGGCCAGACCCAAUUCCAUUGAAAUCGAGAACCAGACUAGACAGCCAAGGAUAACUGGCAAUGGACAUGCGGUGGUAGCGGAAGAGAGUCCUUACGGCUCGGUGGGCGGGGAGCCUAUCUACGGCGGCAGCGGCGCGGGCACCCCGCGGCGGGCGCGGCCCUCGGUGCCGCACGCGCCGCACGCGCAACACGCACCGCACGUGCCGCACGCGCAGUCCCCGCCGCCGGUACACACGCCUACCAGAUCGACCCUACCGCCGCCGCCACCGCCGCCGGAGGGUACAGCAUCACCGCCCAUGAUGAACGGCGCUUCUCCGCCACAUCGCACCGCGCUCGACGCGCAUCUCGAUCACAUGCACGCCGUCAUAGGCAUGAUGUCGUCGGAGCAGGAGCCCGCACCGUGCGCGCCCCCCGCUCCCCCCGCGCCGCCCUCCCCGCCGCCGCCGCCGCCCGCGGAGGAGCGCCCCCGGCCGCCGUCGCCCGGCCUGCUGCGCGGCGCCUCCGCGCUCAAGCCGCCGCGCCCCACGCCGGACCCCCAGCCCGACCCGCGCUCCGAUCUGCUCAAGGCCAUCCGCGACGGCAUAAAACUCCGCAAAGUGGAGAAGCGAUGCGACGAGAACACGGGGCGGUACGACACUCUGCGAGGCGCGCCGGUGUUCCUCGAUGUGGCGUCCAUACUGGCGCGGCGCGUCGCCGUUGAGCUGAGCGAUACCAGCUCCGGCGCGGACUCGGACUCCGACGACUCCGACCAGUGGACCGAGUCCCGCGCGUGACGUCGCGCCUCGCCCCGGGCCGAGCCCGCGCCGCCGCGCCGGCCG
Molecule: messenger RNA, 1958 nt
Organism: Trichoplusia ni (cabbage looper)
Lineage: Eukaryota; Metazoa; Arthropoda; Insecta; Lepidoptera; Noctuidae
Gene: SCAR
Product: wiskott-Aldrich syndrome protein family member 3
Biological process (GO): actin cytoskeleton organization; positive regulation of Arp2/3 complex-mediated actin nucleation
Cellular component (GO): cytoskeleton; SCAR complex
Molecular function (GO): protein kinase A regulatory subunit binding; Arp2/3 complex binding; actin binding
Source: RefSeq, a predicted model, not a curated record